Molecule: messenger RNA, 2159 nt
Organism: Cynara cardunculus var. scolymus (artichoke)
Lineage: Eukaryota; Viridiplantae; Streptophyta; Magnoliopsida; Asterales; Asteraceae
Product: CBL-interacting protein kinase 2
Exons: 3
Coding region: 520-1887 (455 amino acids)
Biological process (GO): signal transduction; protein phosphorylation
Molecular function (GO): protein kinase activity; ATP binding
Source: RefSeq, a predicted model, not a curated record
GAUCAAGUGCAUGUGUAAAGGCCAUCUGAAUUGAUCGUGUCUCUACGGAAAUCACACAAAUUUAGCAAAAUAUGUAUUUGAAUCGAUCAAGCUUUUGCCUCCAUUGAUGCACGUCUCGAGCUCUAUAAAUGAAACAGGCUUGGAUCUCGUGUUCGUUGCUUCUGCUUGGUCAUUAACUACUGCGUUUAGAGUUCCUUCAUCUGCCUGCAUAUUGCAGUAUUCUGCAUUCUUUUGGUGUUCCUUCAAAAAGAAAGCAAGGGAAUGCUGAAAGAUGUGCCUGAGGUUUCAUAGGCCUUCUUUGGAAUUCCACUAGAAUUGCCGUGCUUCAUCCCUGAUGAGACUGGGAAUAAUAUGUUCUGCUACUGGAAACAAAUCCCAUUACAGAAUGGUUGCUUUAUUGGAGCAUAAUCUUUCUGAAGAUUGAACUGCUUUGUUUUAGAAAAUCUUUCUACAUAGUAAAGAUCGAGGGUAGCUUAUUAGUCUCAUAUAUCAUAUAUUAAGAUUUGGUAUAUAAGAAAUAUGGACAUUAAAGGGAAUAUCCUGAUGGAGAGAUACGAGUUAGGGAGGUUACUAGGUCAAGGGACGUUUGCCAAGGUUUACUUUGCUCGUCACUUAAGAACAGGCCAAAGUGUGGCAAUUAAGGUAAUAGAUAAAGAUAAGGUUUCAAGAGUUGGGCUUAUUAAUCAGAUCAAGAGAGAAAUAUCUAUUAUGAGACUAGUGAGACACCCUAACAUCUUGCUGCUUUAUGAAGUCAUGGCUACCAAAACCAAGAUAUAUUUUGCCUUAGAAUAUGCGAAAGGUGGGGAGCUCUUUGAUAAGGUGGCCAAAGGAAAGCUAAAAGAACAUACUGCUCGUAAAUAUUUUCAGCAGUUGAUCAAUGCUAUUGAUUUUUGCCACAGCAGAGGGGUCUAUCAUCGCGAUCUGAAGCCUGAAAACUUGCUAUUAGAUGAGAAUGAGAAUUUGAAGGUUUCUGACUUCGGGUUAAGCGCCCUUGCUGAAUCCAAGCGUCAAGAUGGGAUGCUGCAUACCACUUGUGGGACCCCUGCCUAUGUGGCUCCGGAAGUUAUCAAUAGGGGAGGCUAUGAUGGGGACAAGGCCGAUGUUUGGUCUUGUGGGGUGAUUUUGUAUGUUUUACUAGCUGGUUAUCUCCCAUUCCAUGAUUCAAAUUUAGUGGAAAUGUAUAGAAAGAUUGGCAAAUCAGAGUUUAGAAUUCCGAAUUGGUUUCCCCCCGAGGUACGGAGGUUGCUCUUGAAAAUCUUGGAUCCAAAUCCCAUCAGUAGAAUCUCAAUUGCCAAAAUAAAGGAAAAUCCAUGGUUUCAAAAGGGGAAAAUUGCCAGAGAACCGAGAAAUGAGACUGAAAAUAAAGUGUUGGUUCCUCCUCCAAGUUCAGAUGGAGCUUCAGGCUCCUCCAUUACAGAUCCUGAAGAAAACCAAGAAGUGAUGAAUCCCCCAAACAUGAACGCAUUCGAUAUUAUCUCCCUCUCUCCAGGGUUUGAUUUGACAGCAUUAUUCGUGGAACCCCGGCAAAAGAAAGAAGCAAGAUUUACCAUUUGGCAACCUGCGUCCAUUAUCAUCUCCAAACUGGAAGACGUUGCUAAACUUCUGAGGAUGAAGGUGAGCAAAAGAGAAGCUGGGUUGUUGAAAAUUGAAGCAUUGGACGAGGGUAGAAAAGGCAUUUUGUCAAUUGAUGCAGAGAUAUUCGAGCUCACUCCAUCCUUCCAUUUGGUGGAGGUGAAGAAAUCUAAUGGAGAUACACUCGAAUAUCAGAAGGUAGUAGAUGAAGGUUUAAGACCUGGACUUGAAGAUAUAAUGUGGGAUUGGCAAAGUGACGAACAAGCACCUCCGCAACAAGAGCAACAAGUACAACCACAGCAGGAUCAGUUGUAGGGAUUUGGAUCCAUUGCCAUUAUUUCAGUGCCGUUCUGCAGGGGAAUCCAUGAUCGAACGACAUGAUCAACAUGCCCUGUCGUGCCUCUUGAUACUUUUUGAUGAAAUAGAACAAACUUAGGUGUAAACUUACACGCAUCACCGUUAGUUCUCUAACGUGCAACUUCGUUCAAUAGCUAACUAGCAGCCAAGUUCCUUCAAUUUUCCUAAGUCUAGUCUUUUUCGUUAUACAUUACAGGCUAAUUCUCAGUUGUAUUUUCUUUUUGGUAAAG